Messenger RNA from Eucalyptus grandis, 480 nucleotides. RefSeq names its product 1-aminocyclopropane-1-carboxylate oxidase homolog 12-like. The record is from RefSeq and is a predicted model, not a curated record. The transcript has 3 exons. NCBI's taxonomy places the organism in Eukaryota, Viridiplantae, Streptophyta, Magnoliopsida, Myrtales, Myrtaceae. Bases 1 to 480 code for a protein of 159 amino acids.
AUGGAAGAGAUCCCCGAGGUCUGCAGAAAUGAGGUGAUGGAAUGGGAUCCGCUGGUCCGGCAGCUGGGAGGCCUCCUGAUGGGAUUGUUGAGCGAGGGGCUGGGAUUGAGUCCGGGCAAGCUACCGGAAUUGACGUGCUUGGAGACGAGGGCCAUGGUGGGGAAUUACUAUCCGUUGCAAGUGAAGCACGGCAAUGAGUGGGUGGAUGUGACACUAGUCCCGGGUGCUCUGACCAUUUCUAACGACGAGUACAAAAGCAUGGACCACCGGGUGUUGGUCAACCCUAACCAAGAGCCAUGUGUGUCGGUAGCAGUUUUCUGCGACCCGAGCAAUCGCAAGAAUGAGUUCAGACCGUUCCUAGAGCUCAUAUCCUUAGAUAAACCUGCUGCUUUCCAGCAAUUCAACCUCAACAAGUACAUGAGGAGAUUCUUCACAAAGGAGUUGGAGGGGAAAAGUUUGAUAAAUUACUUCAGGGCAUAA